AUCAUUGCAGAUUAAAUCCCACCCACUGCUUUGACAUGUGACUUGGACAGGUUUCUGAAAAUGCACAUAGGAGACUUCAACCUGCUGUUUAAAAGCACUUUCAGACGUGUCCCCUUAAAACUGAAAACAUAAGAUUUGUGCAGGUUUAUUGUUAAUAACACACUGAACAUUAUGUCAGCGGAUGUUUUCACAGAUACAGAUGCUUUUUUCCUACUUCUGGAGGUCAUCGUGGUUGGAUAGCUCUACUACAUUUUGCCGUUUGUUGCUGACAACAACCUCCUGGAAAGUGCAUUACUCAUAUAUCUCAGACCACCACAACCAUCUCUCAACAUCCUCUGAACAUUCACUUCCUGGAAACUAUUUCUUCUGUGGGUUUUGGCCAGGUUAGGCUGAUAGGGUAUAUACCAAACAUACUGUCAUACAGGGAGAUGUGAGCUUUCAUUACUAUUUAAGUGAUGUUUGUAGCCCCGGUAGCAUUCAUUUACAAUUACAGAGUUAAAGUGAGGAAAUAAAACAGCAGAUGCAGACAUUGACUAAAGGUGGGAUGGAGAAUCUAUUUCGACGUGUCAGGACCUUGUCUCUGUUGUGUUGCAUAGUCUGUAUUUCCUCAGCAGAAGAAAGACACUCACUCUCUAAGGUAGUGGGCAGUUCAGUCAAGCUAUACUGUAAUAAUGAGUCUCUCAACACACUUAAACAAGUAACAUGGAAAAGGAAUGGGGAGCCCCUGCUCAGCUUUGAACCACAGAGUCCCAUUCACCAGUUUCCAGAAGCUUUAAGUCUGAACAUAAGUAUGUCUGAGUCCGAAAAUGAACUCUAUGCACUGAUCAUUGAGAGUGUCCGAAUGGAACAUGAAGGAAACUACACCUGUGAUAUCAUUUCACCGUCAGGAGUUUGGAAAAAGGAGUGGGAGCUGAUAAUUACAGAGAAUCAACAAGCUGGAAAACUGGAUAUGAGGAUAAUGAUUCCGGUUUUUUGCACUUGUAGCCUGGCUUUUAUGAUGAUUUUGAUCUUGAUCAUUGUUCAAAGAGUGUGCAAAAAGCCUCCAGAAAAUACCAUUCAAUCAUCCAUUGCAGAAGAGCAAACAGAAGAUAUUUAUGAAAACUGCCUGGAAAUGAAUGUUAGACCACGACCCAUCUAUAAUAAGCCGCUCCAGUACAGUACGAUGGCACAUUAAUGUGUGUCCAGUAUAUGAAAAAGAGGAAGAGACUGCACAAAUAUAGGACCAGGAAAUGUUGGAACACAAUGAUUUGCAGGAAAUAAAACAGUUAACUGCUAUACUUUCACAUCCUCUUUUUAAAAUUCAUAAUUUAUAACCUUUUUGAUAUUUUUAUUAAACAUGCAUCUCAGUUGUACAUGAGUGGGCUUCUGCUGACACACUCUGCUGCUUCUUGUUUUUCAACCCUCAUAAACAUCACUUUUCACAGAGAAUAAAACACCCCUUAAAACACUCACCGUACAACCUCCUGAGG
Sphaeramia orbicularis (orbiculate cardinalfish) is the source of this 1469-nucleotide messenger RNA. Its product is annotated as cell surface glycoprotein CD200 receptor 2-like. The coding region runs from base 521 to 1174 and encodes 217 amino acids. The record is from RefSeq and is a predicted model, not a curated record. The transcript is spliced from 6 exons. NCBI's taxonomy places the organism in Eukaryota, Metazoa, Chordata, Actinopteri, Kurtiformes, Apogonidae.